This is a messenger RNA of Syngnathus acus (greater pipefish), 2073 nucleotides long. It is a transcript of the gene tmem203, whose product is annotated as transmembrane protein 203. The record is from RefSeq and is a predicted model, not a curated record. NCBI's taxonomy places the organism in Eukaryota, Metazoa, Chordata, Actinopteri, Syngnathiformes, Syngnathidae. The transcript has 2 exons. Gene Ontology annotation, biological process: intracellular calcium ion homeostasis. Gene Ontology annotation, cellular component: endoplasmic reticulum. The coding region runs from base 521 to 937 and encodes 138 amino acids.
CGCCAUCUAGCGACUCGGUGGUUGCUAAAAACAAAACAAUUAUACCAGGCAUAUCCCAUCAAACGAAUAAUUACAUUGUGGCACGUAUCGUAUCGUUAGCAUUAAUUUGACACGUCAUAACAUUGGGUUAUUUGGAAAAAACGGACGCCACAAGUAGUAGUGUAUCGGCCACCAUACUAUUGCAUGGUAUUCUCGCGAUGUUGCCGCAACGGUGAGAUAGAAAAUGACGAUGCUAAUGCCGUGUUAGCAUUGUGCAUUGUCGCUUUUCCACAACUAAAUGGAAAAGACAGCACUCCACUCCGAUUGAGGAGUGUUUUCUGAUAUCCAGAGACUCGGAGUACAUCUUGCAUCUGGAUGGAUUCAGAGAUGUAGCCAAAAGUGAAGUGUCUCUUAUGAGCUUUUUGACCUCCCUCGACCAGACACACUUGGCAAGUCUUAACUCCUCUUAGGUGGCAUCUACUCAGGGCACCAGUUGUUUUUCAACAGUACAUAUCUAAGUGAACAUCCAGAUUUCUCCACCAUGCUGUUCUCUUUACGCGAACUUGUUCAGUGGCUAGGCUUUGCCACUUUUGAACUCUUUCUUCACUUACUGGCGUUGCUGGUUUUCAGCAUGCUGGUUGCCCUUCGUGCUGACAUGUUCACCGCCACGUUAAGCUGGUGGCUGGUGUUCGUCCCCUUGUUUGCCGCUGAUGGUCUCAGCACCUACUUCACAGCUAUAGUAUCCAUCCGGCUUUACCAGGAGAAUGAGAAACGCCUGGCAGUGCUGCGGCUGCUUUGGGUGCUGACGGUGCUCAGUCUGAAGCUGGUGUGUGAGGUGCUGCUGUGCCAAAAGUUGGCGGAGCAAGAACAAGCCAGAGACCUUUGGUUUGGCCUCAUCGUCUCACCACUGUUCAUCCUUCUGCAGCUGCUGAUGAUACGAGCAUGCCGAGUGAACUGAGGAGGUGGUUGGAUGUUUAACAUUGCAAGAAGCGGUUUUCAUCUGCUGUCAAGAAGUUUAAAGCACAACAAGGGUCUGUGCUUCAGUUUGGCUUUAUGGCACCACCUUGUUUGUUGUGAACAUGGAUCAAAGCCGUAUGUUCCACGUGUUGCACACAUUUAAUUUGUGUCUGUGUUUCUAAUUCAACCAAACUGAACAAAAACUGUCACUGUGUUUGGUUGUUUAGAUAUACAGUGCUUCAAAAUGUCUGCUGUAUUAUGGAGAAAGUCCUACCUUUGUCUCAAUGUAUUUUGAGAAUUUUUUUUACGUGUCCAUUCCAGCAACUUUUGACCUUGACGUUAGUCAUAGUCACGUGAUUUUAUGCUAAACAUUUGAUUUGCUCCUGACAAUAAAAUGAAGUCAACGAUAUAACAGCUUUGAGAGCAGUCAACAGACUGGGUUUUCACACAUUUGUGAGUUGUUGAGGGUGCAUGGUGUGAGAUAUUGCGUGGAUAUGGGACAUAAUAGUGCCUCUUAUUUGUGCAAUAGGUGAUAGACAACCUUUGAAGAAAAAAACAAUGCACAUAUGCACACAACGCAGUGAGGUACCGUGGGAUAAGAAACACGGCACAAGCAGUUGCACCAGUAAUGUUUUCUUCUUGGGUUGGAAAAUUAAGUUUAAGUGAGUCACUUUUCCUUUUUAUUUUGCCUGCUGCCCACACAUGUGCACAUAGAUGACACGCAUGUUGGCAAAUGGCAGCGGUGUCUAAAAUUGGCCAUUGUGCGGAAAGUACAUGGCGCUCUGUAUAUGUAGAUUUAGCUAAGACUUUGACAAGAUAUUUAUGAUUUGUUAUUACUGCAACUUAAGAUGUAUAUAAAAUGUAAAUAAACCAAUAUUUAAUCUUGUUCUUUUCUGAGAAGCUACUAGCGGGUAAAUCCUGAGUAACCCGGCCAGUGGGAGUCUAGCACUCCUUCAUUUAACCACAGGGAGGCGCUUUUGCCUUGGUGACAGAAAACAUUACUUUUACGCAAGCCAAAUCACUGGUUUCACAUUCCAUGAAAAAUCUAAUAGUCAGCAUACGUAGUCAUUUAUAAUUUGCGUGUUAUUGAGUAUAGGAACACUAGCAUGUAAUUGCCAUUAAAGCAAAAAUUGCCUU